AUGAACUGCGGCACCGGCGCGGCGCUGGGGCAGCAGCUCGCGAAGGAUGCAUUUCACAUGCACGGCGGCGUCGGGGUGGGCCCCACCGGCAACCCCGAGCAGGACGCCCUCAUGAGCGAGAUGCUGCGGGAUCAGUCGCCGACGGGGCACGCGGGCGACUGGGGGCAUCAGUUCGCCGCGCAGCAGCAGCAGCACCACCACCACCACCACCACCCACAGCAGAUGGCAGUGCAGCGUCAGCAGAAUGAGAACUUCAUGCUUCGGCAGCAGCAGGAGAUGGAGGAGGCGUUCCGUGCCGUCUCCGCGACGCACCCUCAGCAGCAGCCACUUCCGCAUCAUCACCUUCACGCGCCUGGGAUGUUUCAGCCGGCGCUGAUGGGGCCCCACAUGAUGGGACCGAUGAUGCACGGGGCUGGAAUGGGCGCCUUCAUGGGCGCAGCGCCGCCGACGAUGGCGUACGCCCCAACGGCAUUCGCGGGAAACGCAGUCGCCACGGCGAGUGCAACCAACGCGGCGAAGGCGCAGGAGGCCACCGCAGAAAGCACCACAACAGAGCAGCAGCAGCAGCAGCAGGGCGACAGUGCGUGGGUUGAAAAGUUGCGGGGCGCGGAGUGGGGGCAGGACUACAGUGAGGCGCAGGUCUUUACCCUCGAGGGUCAGUCGCAGCAAACGAUGGAGGAGCACGCCCGCAACUCGGAGUUCUACAAGUUUAUGGACCAGAUCCGCACAAAGGAGCUGCUCAUCGACGAGGAGACGGGGCAGGUGGUGCAGGGCCCCGGGCCAGACCCGGACGUGCCCGAGGACACGGCGUACCUGAAGGAGUGGGCCACCGCGGAGGCGCUGGGGCUCCCGCCGGGCGUCUUUGAGCCGAUGACGCAGCGCCAGCAGGGACCCGGCCAGCAGCAGGAGGGUCGCCCGCACGACGGCAGCGAGGAGGCCAUGAUGGACGAAUUCGCCUCCGACCCCGCCGCCGACCUGGAAGAGUGGGCGCAGGAGUACGCGGAGAUGCAGGAGCGCAUCGAGCGCGCCCAGAACAACACGGACUACCCCUUUGAGCCCAACAACCCGUACAUGUACCACGACGCGCCGAUGGAGGAGGGGCUCGCCAUGCUGCAACUGGCAAACCUGGCGGAGGCCGCGCUUGCCUUUGAGGCGGUGUGCCAAAAGGAGCCGGAACACGUCGAGGCCUGGCGGCUGCUUGGCAAGACACAGGCGGAGAACGAGAAGGACGGCCUUGCCAUCAUCGCGCUGAACCACGCCCGCAUGCUGAAUCCAAACGACAUCGCCGUUCACGCGGCACUUGCCGUGUCGCACACCAACGAGCACAACGUGCAGGCGGCGCUGCAGGCUCUGCGUGCCUGGCUGCUGUGCCAGCCGCAGUACGAGUCACUCGGCUCGGUGCCGCUGCAGCAGGAGGAGGAGCCGGACGGAGAGCAGGACACGAUGGAAGAAGACAGCUACUUCUACGCCGCCCCAAGCGAGUACCGCGACUGCCGCACCCUGUUGAACGCCGCGGUGGAGAUGAACCCCAACGACCCGCAGCUGCACGCCAGUCUCGGGGUGCUGUACAAUCUCUCGCACCGCUUUGAGGAGGCCGCCGCGAACUUCCGCCGCGCCGUCGAGUUGACCCCGGAAGACCCGCAGAUGUGGAACAGGCUCGGCGCGACGCUCGCCAACGGCAACAAACCGCAGGAGGCCCUCGAGGCGUACGACCGGGCGCUUGACAUCAACCCGGGCUACGUGCGCGCGAUGUACAACAUGGCGGUGUCGUACUCCAACUUGGCGCAGUACCCGCUCGCCGCGAAGGAAAUCACGCGGGCCAUCGCUCUGCAGGCCGGAGGCACAAACCCGCAGGGCGAGGGCUCUCGCAUGGCAACCCGCGGCCUCUGGGACCUCCUGCGCAUGACGCUGAACCUCAUGGACCGCACCGACCUCGUUGAGCUCUCGUGGCAGCAGGACGUGAAACCCUUCUUGAGGGAGUUUGGGCUGGAGAACAUGGAGUUCUGA
This is a messenger RNA of Trypanosoma conorhini, 2007 nucleotides long. RefSeq names its product putative peroxisome targeting signal 1 receptor. The record is from RefSeq and is a predicted model, not a curated record. Gene Ontology annotation, biological process: protein import into peroxisome matrix, docking. Gene Ontology annotation, molecular function: protein binding. The coding region runs from base 1 to 2007 and encodes 668 amino acids. The transcript has a single exon. Gene Ontology annotation, cellular component: peroxisomal membrane; cytosol. NCBI's taxonomy places the organism in Eukaryota, Euglenozoa, Kinetoplastea, Trypanosomatida, Trypanosomatidae.